AUGUCUUUUGAACCUGUCAUGCCUCCUUUCAACUCGAGCGAUCCAUCCGCCAACUUCCUCAGCUCUUCCUGUCUAGACUUUCUCCUCAUUGAGCUUGUACCGCUCGCUUACCGCGUCACUCACGACCGAGACGCUAUUACUUCGGAACAAAAUAGCACAACUGCAGAUGCUGCAUCGACUAGCCAUGCGGUCAGCUCCAGCGCUGCUGGAAUAAUGGCCGGCGCUGCGACAAGAAAGGAUGAAGAGGAGGAUCUUGAUGCGGUGCAUUAUCGCCUGGAGAUGCUAGGCUACAGAGUUGGUCAGGGUCUAGUGGAGAGGUUCUCAAGGGACCGACCACGAUUUAACGACACACUCGAUGUCAUCAAGUUUCUUUGCAAAGAUCUGUGGACGCUCGUCUUUGGCAAGAACAUCGACAACCUUAAGACAAAUCAUAGGAAGCUGGUGGUCAAGCAAUUGUCCGCGCUCAACCGUUCCUGUGGUUUCCAUGCGGUAUCGUAA
Molecule: messenger RNA, 498 nt
Organism: Fusarium pseudograminearum CS3096
Lineage: Eukaryota; Fungi; Ascomycota; Sordariomycetes; Hypocreales; Nectriaceae
Exons: 4
Coding region: 1-498 (165 amino acids)
Biological process (GO): endoplasmic reticulum to Golgi vesicle-mediated transport; regulation of GTPase activity
Cellular component (GO): TRAPP complex; trans-Golgi network; cis-Golgi network
Source: RefSeq, a predicted model, not a curated record